AUGCCUUCGCGCAAGCCUAGCAAAUUCGGUAACAAAUUCCGAUCGAGCGCAGCAUCCUCCAAUCCCCGACGAACAAAGACUGUGGAAUUCGGAUCACUUCGUUCUAGCGAAGCGACCUCUCAGGAUGAGAAAUUCGAGGCCAUUCGGCUGGCCAACAGCAUUGAUGAGUCCCUGGGUUUCCCCCGUUUUGAAUCGGGGGAGACCAGGGCCGGCUGGCUCAUUAAUAUGCACAGCACCACAAUACAGGAUCCAAACGUACCGGGUGGUCGCGCUGGCGUCGACUACUAUUUCCUUCAAGACGACGGAGGAAGCUUCAAGGCCACGGUUGAAUACGAUCCUUACUUCUUGAUUGCGGUCAAGAAAGGCCAUGAGAUAGAAGUUGAGGAAUGGUGCCGAAGGGCUUUUGAAGGGUUGAUCAAGAGCUUCAAACGUCUUGAUAAAGAAGACCUGAGUCUUCCAAAUCACUUGCUCGGACACCGGAGGACCUUCAUCAGACUGAACUUCGCCAACGUUCCCAAUCUCCUCGAGGUCCGACGAACCCUGCUCCCAUUGGCCGAAAAGAACAAGAAGAAUGCAAACGUGAUGGAUGCGUAUGUCGAAAUGACAAGUGCCGCGGCUGGCUUUGAUCUUUUUGAUGACGAAAUAAUUAAUGAGCAACGACCUAAUGGCAAUACCCAAGCGAGUGAUUUUAUUGUUGAUAUUCGGGAAUAUGACGUUCCGUAUCAUGUGCGGGUCUCGAUUGACAAAGAUAUUCGCAUUGGGAAAUGGUACGAUGUUGAAGCAAAGCACGGCGUGAUCUCAUUGAAAUGCCUCGAAGAGAGGCUUCAACGUGCGGAUCCUGUAGUGCUGGCCUUCGAUAUUGAGACGACCAAACUGCCAUUGAAGUUUCCUGAUGCAGUGAUCGAUCAAAUUAUGAUGAUUUCAUACAUGAUUGAUGGCCAGGGGUUCCUGAUCACGAAUCGAGAAAUUGUGUCGGAGGAUAUCAACGAUUUCGAGUACACGCCCAAACCAGAAUACAACGGGCCUUUCAUCAUCUUCAAUGAGCCCAAUGAGAGAGCGGUUAUUGAGCGAUUUUUUGAACACAUCAAAAUCGCCAAGCCCACAGUCAUUGCUACAUACAACGGUGACUUCUUCGACUGGCCCUUCGUGGAAGCAAGAGCAAGUGUGCAAGGUAUCGACAUGUACAUGGAAAUUGGCUUCCGCAAAAACAGCGAAGACAUCUACCAGAGCGACAACUGUGUGCACAUGGACUGCUUCGCUUGGGUGAGCCGUGACAGUUAUCUUCCCCAAGGAAGUCGUGGUCUGAAAGCUGUCACAGUCGCAAAACUAGGAUAUGAUCCAGACGAGCUGGACCCGGAACUCAUGACUCCCUAUGCAAGCGAACGACCACAGACCUUGGCUGAAUACUCGGUCUCCGAUGCCGUCGCAACCUAUUAUCUUUACAUGAAAUACGUGCAUCCCUUUAUUUUCUCUCUAUGCACUAUCAUCCCUCUCAGCCCCGACGAUACAUUACGAAAAGGAACUGGAACUCUGUGUGAGAUGUUGCUCAUGGUGGAGGCCUACAAAGGCGAGAUUGUCUUGCCCAACAAGCACAAGGACCCUCCAGAGGCGUUCUAUGAGGGCCAUCUACUGGAGUCGCAGACAUACGUCGGUGGUCACGUCGAAAGUAUUGAAGCCGGUGUCUUUCGAAGUGACAUUCCCACCGGUUUCAAUGUGGACCCUGGUGCCAUUGACGAGCUAAUAAGAGACCUGGACCAUGCGUUGAAGUUCAGUAUCGAGGUUGAGGAGAAAAAAUCGCUGGAUGAUGUAGUCAAUUUUGAUGAAGUCAAGGCUCAAAUUGCCGAAAAGCUUCUCGACCUGCGAAACAACCCAACUCGAAAUGAAGUUCCAUUCAUCUACCACUUGGAUGUUGCAUCCAUGUAUCCGAAUAUCAUGAUCACCAAUCGUCUCCAGCCAGAUUCCAUGAUUGAUGAAUCGGAUUGUGCUGCCUGCGACUUCAACCGACCUGGAAAGACUUGUGACAGACGUAUGCCCUGGGCCUGGCGUGGAGAAUUCUUGCCUGCGAAGCGGGACGAAUACAACAUGAUUCGGCGAGCCACAGCCAACGAAAGGUUUCCUAGUCAAAGGAAAAAUGGAUUACUGCGAGCAUUCGAAGAGUUGAGUAUCGAAGAGCAAGCCGGGGUUGUGAAGAAGCGCUUGCAGGACUACAGCAAGAAAAUUUAUCACAAAAUUCACGACAGCAAAACGAUGAUUCGAGAAGCGAUCAUUUGUCAAAGAGAAAACCCCUUCUAUGUUGACACAGUGCGAAGCUUUCGUGACCGACGUUACGAUUUCAAGGGGAAACAGAAGGUUUGGAAAAACAAAACGGAGGCGCUUCAAUCUUCCGGUGCAUCUGCGGCAGAGGUCGACGAGGCUAAGAAGAUGAUCGUUCUUUUCGACUCCUUACAACUUGCCCACAAAGUCAUCCUGAACAGUUUCUAUGGAUAUGUCAUGCGAAAGGGUUCUCGAUGGUAUUCCAUGGAAAUGGCUGGUGUCACCUGCCUUACAGGAGCUCACAUCAUCCAGAUGGCCCGAGAGCUCGUAGAGCGCAUUGGGCGCCCGCUAGAGCUCGACACUGACGGUAUCUGGUGUAUGCUUCCGGGUACAUUCCCAGAAAACUUCACCUUCGCACUAAAAAAUGGCAAAAAACUCAGUAUUUCGUAUCCCUGUGUCAUGCUCAACCACCUGGUUCAUGCGCGGUAUACGAACCAUCAAUACCAGGCUCUUGUGGACCCAUCAACCCACAAAUAUGAGACCUACAGCGAAAACUCGAUUUUCUUUGAAGUUGACGGUCCUUACCGAGCAAUGAUUCUCCCCACGUCAAAAGAGGAGGACAAGAACCUGAAGAAGCGAUACGCGGUUUUCAAUCAUGACGGGUCUCUUGCUGAGUUGAAGGGCUUUGAGGUCAAGCGAAGAGGAGAGCUGAAGUUAAUCAAGAUAUUCCAAACACAAAUCUUCAAGUUCUUCCUCGAGGGCAGCAACCUCGCAGAAACCUAUGCUGCUGUAGCACGGGUUGCUGAUCGCUGGUUGGAUGUGCUUUACGAGCACGGUGCCACUCUCGCGGAUGAGGAGCUCAUUGAUCUCAUUUCGGAGAAUCGCAGCAUGACCAAGACUCUUGAGGAGUAUGGAAACCAGAAGUCCACAUCCAUCACGACAGCGAGACGCCUUGCGGAGUUCCUAGGCGAACAAAUGGUCAAAGACAAGGGGUUGAACUGCAAGUAUAUUAUCUCGUCGAGGCCAAGAAACACUCCCGUCACCGAACGUGCAAUUCCAGUCACCAUAUUCUCAGCGGAGGAAUCUGUCAAGCGCUUCUUUCUUCGCAAAUGGCUCAAGGAUGACCCAGGUGACAUGGAUCCUCGAUCCAUUAUUGACUGGGACUACUACCUUGAACGUCUGGGCUCCGUUGUCCAGAAGCUCAUCACCAUUCCAGCCGCUCUUCAGAAGCUGAGGAACCCUGUACCGCGUGUCGCCCAUCCAGAUUGGUUGCAGCGGCGGAUCAACCAGAAGGAUGACAAGUUCAAACAAAAGAAAAUGACUGAUCUUUUCGAAAAAUCAGAGAAGUUGCCCCUCUCUUCAAUUUCUACCAAUAUUCUGGACCAUCGUGUUCAGCACGCGGGUGAUUUGGUAGACGAGGUCCUUGCUCAAUCGACUCAAAAACAGAAGAACUCCCCGGAGAGCAAGACUUCUCAAAAACGAAAACAUCCCGAAGCUGCGACGAAGACAGCACUUGACCCCUUCGCCAGUUUGCCAGCCAUCAUGCCUUCCAUUGCCGACGACUACCAGGGAUUCAUCAAAUACCAAAAGCAAAAAUGGAAGAUUCAGAAGCAAGCUCGGAUUCGCCGACGUCAGCUCUUCGGUGAGCGGACCAACGUUGCAACAGAUGGGCUCAGUAAUUUCUUCCGCAAUCAGAUGAUGUUGUACAUCAGUACUUGGCAAGUCCUGCAGCUCUGUGAAUCCGGCCGGCCGGGCAUUGUGCGCGCAUUCGUUCUUAUUGAUCAAAAAAUCCACGCUCUCAAUGUGAAGGUCCCGCGGCAAUUUUUCGUCAAUUUGAAGCGUGACUCGUUGCCAGACGUCGAGGUACCGGACUGCAAGGUAGAAAAAGUGAAUCAUACCUUACCUAAUGGACAUCCAUCCGUCCAUCUCUUCAAACUCUCACUUUCAGAAGAUACAUUCCUCGAGGAGUCGGACAAAAUGGACGCCCUGUUUCAGCAUCCCAGUGUUGAAGGUGUCUACGAACGGAACAUCACAUCCAGUCUUCGUGCGGUGCUCAAACUUGGGAGUCAGUGUACUUUCGAUGAAACCCAUCGUGGUGUCCUUGGUGAAGGAUUGGAGAAGGGAUUCGACCUCUCAACACUUCUCCACGCAACUUCCGAUCAACCGUAUUUGGUGGACUCUUCUCUGACGUAUCACUAUCUUUACCACGUCGCCUCUGGUGAUAGACAAAUCUUUGCUCUUUUCUCAACCGCCAAGAGCGAAGCGCACAUCGUCAUUCUCAACCGCACGAGAGACUCCCAAGGGUUGCCCAAUGUUGAUAAAAUAUAUUCGGAAUUGCUCUCUCGCAAGUUGCAGGACGCCUCGACUGAAGAGUCCCAAAAUGCCUUUGAAUACCAGGACAAGAUCCACUUCAAGACGACUCAGGUGAUGACUCGUCGAAAGGCUCACCUUGAAGUGGGCGACCUGAUUCGCAAACUGAGGAAUGACGAGACCCAGCCCGCAAUCAUGGUCAUUCAGUCACAGCAAAAGGACCGUUUAUGCCACGACAUCCCGGUGCUGAAGGACUACCCAACUCUGGCUGUGAAGCCCGAGGUCUCGGAUAUGGAUCUCCCACCUCUCGGAUGGCAAGCAUUCAUCGCUCGGCGCAUUGUCACACACUACCUGUAUCUGGCAGCCUGGAUCCAACAUUUGGCUUUGCUUGCGCGAUACGGAGACGUCCCACUUUGCAACUUGGAGACCGACGACCCUCGUUUCCUGAUCGAUGUUGCGUACGCUCGGCGGUUGCAGCAGAGCAACGUCGUUUUGUGGUGGUCUAACGGACCUCGACCCGAUCACGCUGGCUUUGAAAAAGACGACAUCGUCGGCCCGCUAGAGAAGGUCAAUAUGCCCUCCGUCAACACACCGGGUGCAUAUUCAACGGUGUGCAUUGAACUGGACAUUCGCAACCUGGCAAUCAAUACCAUCCUGACAUCUUCCAUCGUACAUGACAUGGACGGGGGUGAUACCCUGCUGGCCCCGUCCGCGAACGGGACAGACGAAUCGGGGAUUCUGUACUCUGAGAAAGCGUUUGCAUCCGCUGGCGCGUUGGUGUUGCGAGAGAUGGUCAAAAACUGGUGGACUGAAGCGUGCGCUGGAAACAGCAUGGCGGAUAUCAUGGUCCAACAUCUGAUCCGUUGGGUGGAGAGUCCCAUUUCAUGUUUGUAUGACCGGUCCCUGCACAAUUACGUGCGUUUACUCUCGCGAAAGUCAUUCCAACGCCUGAUGGCCGAAUUCCGACGGGUGGGCUCCAAUGUGGUUUUCGCCAGUCCCACUCGCCUUCUGCUACAGACGACCAAGACCGAGGUCGGCAAUGCUUAUGCCUACAGUCAAUACGUGAUCAAGUCCAUUCGAGCCAAUCCGUCAUUCCACUUUAUCGACCUGGACAUCAAGGAAUACUGGGACUAUCUGGUCUGGUACGACGAGUACAACUAUGGUGGCAAGGGAUGCCAAAAGGUGGUGGAAGCCGAGAAGCAAGAGCUCGAGACUGUGAUGCACUGGCAGCUGGGCCGUUUGUUGCCCACCCCCAUGCAGACCAUCUUCCACGACUGGGUGGUAGAGUACAUUGAGCUCAUGCAUGCUGCCAAACAUCCCGAUCUUCAGGAGAAUGAGAUAUCGUCAACGCCGCGCCUGACGCAGAUUCCCAUCGGAAAGCCAAACGACGUUGACGACGAAGGCUUGUCCGCUGUACUCGCGGAACGGUUCUCCAAGCCAUUAAAGAAACAGAUCUCGGGACUGAUUCGCCGCCAGCGUGAUGAGAUGCUUCACCCCGAACUUGUCUCCGACUAUGCCUUCCCGGUACUUCCCGGCGUCUUGGUUGAUCCCAAGGGCGACAAGCGUAAUCCGGCUCUUGAGCUCGUCAAACUGCUCAUGCAAGUGCUCAGUCUGUCGAAAACGACCACUUUGGAAUCUCGGUUGCUCCGUCGGGAGCUCCUCGCACUCUUUGAAGUGCGCGAGUUCAGCAAAGAGGGCCGCUUUGAGAACCCCAGUGCCAACCUGAAACUCUCUGAGCUCACCUGCAAUGCCUGCUGUCUAAUCCGUGACCUUGACCUGUGCCGGGACGAGGAUGUCCUUUCCGAGCCGGGUGCCGAUAAUGACAAGGCGCCCAAGCCGUGGCGGUGCCCCUUCUGUCAAACCGAGUAUGAUCGGUUGGCCCAGGAAGAGAUACUCAUUGGGCAAGUGCACAGCCUGGUCCUUGAGUGGCAGACCCAAGAUUUGAAAUGUUCCAAGUGCAGUGGAUUGAAAGUGAGCGAGUUCAUGGAACAUUGUUCCUGCAGUGGUAAAUGGACUGCCACGGUCGAUCUCAAGGAAACCGAAAAGAAGCUGCGUGUUUUGCAGAGUGCUGCCAAGUUUCACAGUCUGCAGUUGCUGGAGGGAGUCGUGGAGGAGGUGCUGGCCCAUUUGUAA
Molecule: messenger RNA, 6696 nt
Organism: Penicillium oxalicum
Lineage: Eukaryota; Fungi; Ascomycota; Eurotiomycetes; Eurotiales; Aspergillaceae
Product: DNA polymerase epsilon catalytic subunit POL2
Exons: 3
Coding region: 1-6696 (2231 amino acids)
Biological process (GO): mitotic cell cycle; DNA replication proofreading; base-excision repair, gap-filling
Cellular component (GO): nucleus; epsilon DNA polymerase complex
Molecular function (GO): single-stranded DNA 3'-5' DNA exonuclease activity; DNA-directed DNA polymerase activity; zinc ion binding
Source: RefSeq, a predicted model, not a curated record